AUGUCUACAUUUUCUAAUAUAGAUUAUAAUGCAGCAUAUAAUGCAUAUCUUUACAAUUAUCAUAAAUCACAUAAUGGAUCAUUUGAUGCAGCAUUAGACGUGGCAACUGGAACAGGUCAAGUGACUCAAGUAUUAGCCGAUUCAUUUAAAAAAGUUUAUGGUGUAGAUUCAUCAGCGAUAAUGUUAGAAAAUGCAGUUAAAAAAUCAAAUAUUACAUAUUCGAUCUCGAUUGCUGAAAAUCUCAAUCAAUUUGAUGAUUAUUCAAUUGAUUUAUUAACUGUCGCUGAGGCUGCUCAUUGGUUUGAUUUACCUAAAUUUUUAGAGGGAUCUUAUCGUGUUCUUAAAUUACCAUCUUAUAAUCUUUUUGAUAAUUAUCCAACUGCUUCGGAAUUGUUGAUUGAUCAUUAUAUAGAUUUGAUGGGUGAUUAUAAGGAGAAAGAAGGUAGAUUGAUACUUGAGAAUUUAUAUAGAGGAUUUGAGAUUCCUGAACGUUUAUUUAAAAAUGUUAAAUUUGAAAUUUACGAUGGAACUAAAGAGAGUGAGCAAUAUCGUUUGAUGGAGGCUGAUUGGACAGUUUCUCAAUUUGAAAAAUAUUUAAAAACAUCAAGCUGUUAUAAGACGUUUUCAUCAAAAAACCCAAAUGCUGAGGAUCCAGUUAAUAAAUUUAUGUCAAGGAUAAAAAAAGUAGGAGGUUGGGAAGACAAUCAAUUAUUGAAAGUUAUUGGCAAAAACUCUUACGAACAAUCAGAGAUUUGGCAUUCCCUUGAAAGUAAUGUUAUUGUCACUUCCUUGUUAGAAGCCCUUAGAAGUCAGCAACAACAAAUCCAAGAUCAACAACUGCAACAGACUCAUUGUAUAACAAGUAUUGAUAAUCCAAAUCGCAGUUUUGAUGAAAUUUGA
Molecule: messenger RNA, 900 nt
Organism: Entrophospora sp. SA101
Lineage: Eukaryota; Fungi; Glomeromycota; Glomeromycetes; Entrophosporales; Entrophosporaceae
Source: the annotation of a GenBank genome assembly